AUGCAUUGCUCACCUGAUGAUAUCUUUCCCCACUGUGCAGCAGGAGAUGAAAAUCUGGCAACUGCCAGCUCUCCCUCCCCUGUGUCACCUCCACCUGCACGCUCCACAUCACUCUCACCUCCAGGCAUCACUGAAGGAGAUGAAAAACUGGAAGACACCAGCUCUCCCUUCCCUGUGUCACCUCAACCUGCACACUCCACAUCACUCUCACCUCCAGGCACUGCUGAAGGAGAUGACCUCCAAAGCGUUAAUGAAACUGUACCUCUCACCACAGGUGUCUCUCCUGCAGACAGCACAUACCUCUCCACGCACGCAGGCUCCGUCCCUGCCAUGGGACUCAGCAACCCACCACACAGCAGCACUGCUGCCCUCACCACAUGCACUCCCAUUGCCUUCAAGAAUGCUUCAUCAGAUGAUUACAAUUCAGCAUCCUUGCACAGUACCAUCUCACCAGCCAGCAUGCCAGCAAACACUGGGACCACCCUCACUCGCACAAUAGGUGACAAACUUGCACACAGUUAUCGCAAUUAUGAAGCUUCCACAACGCCAACUGGAGAACCUUGUGAUGGUGAUAUUGACUACAACAUAACACGUGCAGGAGACGAGUAUAACACAGUUGAAGUUACAUUGCAAAAUCUCAGAAAAAACAGAACCUAUUUUAUUGUGGGGGCUAACAAGACCUUAACGGCGGAUUCCAGCAAAAUAAAACUUCAGAGAUGCCAGAAAUACACAGUUAGUGUUCCAAAUUGCAUGGACAAAUAUCUUAUUAUUCCACCUGACAGCAGCAAGAAUUCUUUCAACGUUACGAAUUGUACCAACACAUCUGUAAUGUUGUGUUGGAGAAAUUCAACUGAAUGUGAAGUUAAUGUGACAGUUAACUGCAAAGGUUCAAAAGUCUUACUAGACUUUUUCUUCAACAAGCAAUAUUGUAAAAAGCUGGACACUUUAUCACCCAACCAAGAGUACAACUGCACUGGUACUGUACAUUUUUGGGGAAAGGAGGUUGACAAGCAACAUUUAACAAUAACAACAGAUUAUGGUGCUCCAGAAGCACCAGAAAACCUUACAAUAGUUCAGACAGGUGCCAGAAAAGUAUCAUUUAGAUGGGAGAAACCUAGCUGCGUUUCAAAGGGUCCUAUACAUGGCUAUGAGGUGUCAUGUACUCCCAACGGGACACAAUCACUAACGUCAGCCAACGUGACCAACUUUACGUGCAAGGGAUUAAAACCUUAUACCAAUGGUUCUGUGUCUGUGACUCCAUAUACGAAUAGCAAAUAUAACAAUGGAGUAUUGAGGGGAGAAACUAAAAUAUGUAGCUUUCAAACAGAAGCAGCAGAACCAGAACGAGUGACUCAUGUUAGUGCAACAUUGAUAGCUGAUAAUGCUGUCCAAAUUAAGUGCAAAAAACCAGAAGAAGUGUCUGGACCAGAAGAAGCAAUUGAAGUGACUUGGGAAAAUGGUAAACAAAGGAGCUCCGGUAAAUGUGAUUUUAAAAUAGAAAAUCUCUCGUACUUGACGAACUACGCAUUUCAGAUCUUCGUGACUAAUAAAUUGUAUAAAGGGCAGCCAGUAAAGACGAGUAUAAGAACCAGAUAUAAUUCUAAAGCCCUGAUUAUAUUCUUGGCAUUCUUGAUUGUUGUGACAUCAAUUGCUUUGUUACUGGUUCUGUACAAAAUCUAUGUUCUUCACAAAAAAAAGCUUAGCAAUUCUUCUGAAGGUGUGAACCUUGUUGCAGUUAAAGAUGAUGACAGGCAACUUCUGAACAUAGAGCCAAUACCUUCAGAGCAAUUGCUGGACAUGUACAAGAGGAAGAUUGCUGAUGAAGGAAGACUUUUCUUGGAUGAAUUUCAGAGUAUUCCUAGAGUUUUCACUAAAUUUUCAAUAAAGGAGGCCAAAAAAAGCCAUAAUCAGAACAAAAACCGUUACAUUGAUAUCCUUCCAUAUGAUCAUAACCGUGUUGAGCUCUCAGAGAUCCCAGGAGACCCAGGAUCAGACUAUAUCAAUGCAAGUUAUAUUGAUGGCUUCAAAGAACCGAGAAAAUACAUUGCUGCACAAGGUCCCAAGGAUGAAACCACGGAUGAUUUCUGGAGAAUGAUCUGGGAACAGAAGGCAACAAUUAUUGUCAUGGUGACUCGCUGUGAGGAAGGAAAAAGGAACAAAUGUGCCCAGUACUGGCCAUCAAUGGAGAAUGGCUCUGCAACAUAUGGGGACAUCAUUGUGAAGAUAAAUGAAAGUAAAACGUGUCCAGACUAUGUCAUUCAGAAACUACACAUCACAAACGGAAAAGAACGGACAGCUGGAAGAGAUGUCACUCAUAUUCAGUUCACAAGCUGGCCAGACCAUGGAGUCCCUGAGGAUCCGCAUCUCCUUCUCAAACUCCGACGCAGAGUUAAUGCUCUCAGCAACUUUUUUAGUGGCCCAAUAGUGGUUCAUUGCAGUGCCGGUGUUGGGCGCACUGGGACAUAUAUAGGAAUUGAUGCCAUGCUGGAGGGGCUGGAUGCAGAAGGCAGAGUGGAUGUUUAUGGCUAUGUUGUGAAGCUGCGUCGGCAGCGGUGCCUCAUGGUUCAAGUAGAGUCGCAGUACAUCCUUAUCCAUCAAGCGCUAGUGGAAUACAAUCAGUAUGGAGAAACAGAGGUCAGUCUCUCAGAACUGCAUUCCUAUCUUAACAAUCUGAAAAGAAAAGAUCCUCCGAGUGAUCCUUCUCUGCUGGAGGCAGAGUUUCAGAGAUUACCCUCCUAUAAGGGGUGGCGGACACAGAACACUGGGAAUCGUGAGGAAAAUAAAAGCAAAAAUAGGAACGCCAGCAUAAUUCCAUAUGACUUUAACCGAGUGCCAAUCAGGCACGAAGAAGAAUGCAGUAAGGAGGGUGAACGUGAUUCAGAUGAUUCCUCAGAUGAGGACAGUGACCGUGAGGAAUCAAGCAGAUACAUCAAUGCUUCCUUCAUAACUGGUUACUGGGGUCCGAAAGCCAUGAUUGCAACCCAAGGACCACUGCAGGAAACUAUUUCUGACUUCUGGCAAAUGGUCUUCCAAAGAAAAGUCAAAGUCAUUGUUAUGCUGACAGAACUGAAAGAAGGAGAUCAGGAACUCUGUGCACAGUACUGGGGAGAAGGGAAACAAACAUAUGAUGGCAUAGAGGUUCAAAUGACAGAUGUUAACUGUUGCCCUAGCUAUACCAUACGUGCAUUUGACGUUACACAUCUGAAGACGAAAGAAACACAGAAGGUGUAUCAGUAUCAGUAUCACAAGUGGAGUGGCUUGGAUGUUCCGGAAAACCCCAAAGAUUUAGUCAGCAUGAUUCUCAAGCUUAAACAAAAAGUCCCAGCCAGACCAGUCACUGAGGACAACAGGAGUAAUCGCAGUGUCCCGCUCGUCGUCCACUGCCGUGACGGAUCACAGCAGACUGGUGUAUUUUGUGCUUUAAUGACCCUCUUGGAAAGUGCAGAAAUAGAAGAAGUAAUAGAUGUUUUCCAAGUAGUAAAAGGUCUUCGUCGCACCAGGCUGGGAGUGGUCUCCACCUUUGAACAUUACCAAUUUCUGUAUGACACCAUUGCUAGUACCUACCCUGCACAGAAUGGACAGAUAAAGAAGAACAGCCAGCAGGAAGAUAAAGUUGAAUUUUGCAGUGAAGUAGAAAAAACAGAUCAGGAGACUGAUUUGAUCACUAUUGAUCUUACCCCAACAACGCCAGAGGAAAAUGAGUUUUCUGAUGUAUGUGAUGGUUCUAAGGCUGCAGAUAGCACUAAGGGAACAGAAAGCUCUACAAAUGGCCCCACAACUCCAGUUCUAACUUAGAGGCUAUACUAAAAAAAAGUGCUUUUUCAUAUGCAAAAACUUCUAAACAAAAUAAGAAGUAUAAGAUUUCUUCCUCUUCCCACUUUUUUUUGGAAAACAUUUACUGUUAUAUUGGUUUUUCAAAGGUACAAAUUUAAAGGAAUACUUGAAGCUCACAGAGAGUGACAAAGAACUGUGAAAGUUUAAUCUUUGUGUAGAUUUACAUUCCGUACUUCUUCAGAAACCUUUUCACUAUUUUUAUACUUUUAAAAAUUUGU
Molecule: messenger RNA, 4052 nt
Organism: Pelecanus crispus (Dalmatian pelican)
Lineage: Eukaryota; Metazoa; Chordata; Aves; Pelecaniformes; Pelecanidae
Source: RefSeq, a predicted model, not a curated record